GAGCACACUGCACACCACUACGCACUACCCGAGCGCGCCAACUCACCACCACCACCAAGCGCGCGCGCUGGAAAUGGCGGUGGCGCCCUUGUUUGCCCUCCUAGUCCUGUUCCUCUCCGGUCCCCGCCGAUGCGCCGCCGCCGCCGCCGCCGCCGCCGCCGCGGCCUCGCCGUCCUCACCUUCCCCGUCCCCGCGACCCGCACCGCUGGUCCCGGCGCUUUUCGUAAUCGGCGACUCAACGGCCGACGUAGGCACCAACAACUAUCUGGGCACGCUCGCCCGCGCCGACCGCGAGCCCUAUGGCCGGGACUUCGACACGCACCACCCCACGGGGCGCUUCUCCAACGGCCGCAUCCCCGUCGACUACAUCGCUGAGCGACUGGGCCUCCCCUUCGUGCCUCCCUACCUUGAACAGAGCAUGCGCACGGGCGCCGGCGGCGUUGGCCUCACAAACAUUGAUGGGAUGAUACAAGGCGUCAACUACGCGUCGGCGGCAGCCGGCAUCAUCUCCAGCAGUGGCUCUGAGCUUGGAAUGCAUGUAUCGCUGACCCAGCAGGUGCAGCAGGUCGAGGACACAUAUGAGCAGCUAUCACUGGCUCUUGGGGAGGCGGCAGCGGGCAACCUAUUCAGGAGGUCCGUGUUCUUUGUGUCCAUCGGGAGCAAUGACUUCAUCCACUACUACCUUCGCAAUGUGUCUGGUGUCCAGAUGCGGUACCUCCCUUGGGAGUUCAACCAGCUCCUUGUAAGCACAAUGAGACAAGAAAUCAAGAAUUUGUAUGACAUCAACGUUCGCAAGGUCAUACUGAUGGGCCUACCUCCUGUUGGUUGUGCACCUCAUUUCCUCGAGGAGUAUGGCAGUCAAACUGGGGAAUGCAUCGAUUAUAUCAACAAUGUAGUGAUCGAGUUCAACUAUGCCCUGAGACACAUGUCUAGGGAGUUCAUCAGCCAGCAUCCAGAUUCCAUGAUCAGUUAUUGCGACACUUUCGAGGGGUCUGUGGACAUACUAAACAAUCGUGAGCAUUAUGGUUUUGUCACCACAACUGAUGCUUGCUGUGGGCUGGGCAAGUAUGGAGGCCUGAUCAUGUGCGUUCUUCCACAAAUGGCGUGCAGCGAUGCAUCAAGCCAUGUCUGGUGGGAUGAAUUCCACCCAACAGAUGCUGUCAACCGCAUCCUGGCAGAUAAUGUGUGGUCCAGUCAGCAUACCAAGAUGUGCUAUCCUUUGGACCUGCAGCAGAUGGUAAAACUGAAGCUGUAGAAACCAGUCUGGACUGACUUGUUUAACACGCGUUUCAAAGAACCUACAAGAGGUGACAAGCCGAAUGGAAAUGUAUAGAUCUGUGAAUUACAAAUACUUAUAAGGAUAGGCUUGUCAGUUUUAGAUAUCUCAGGUUACAUGAAAAGCAUGAUGUUGUUCCUUGGUAUGUAGAUGCAAUGUAGGGGAUAUAUAUGGUCAAACUGGAACACAUGCUGUCAGGUUUAUAUAGGUGCUAAUGAGUGAUGAAUAAUCUCGGUGACAGAAAGCUCAUUUGAGAUUGUACCUG
Messenger RNA from Zea mays, 1541 nucleotides. RefSeq names its product SGNH hydrolase-type esterase superfamily protein. The record is from RefSeq and is marked provisional. The transcript has 5 exons. Lineage: Eukaryota; Viridiplantae; Streptophyta; Magnoliopsida; Poales; Poaceae. Gene Ontology annotation, molecular function: hydrolase activity, acting on ester bonds. The coding region runs from base 74 to 1255 and encodes 393 amino acids.